Molecule: messenger RNA, 475 nt
Organism: Suillus subaureus
Lineage: Eukaryota; Fungi; Basidiomycota; Agaricomycetes; Boletales; Suillaceae
Exons: 1
Coding region: 54-440 (128 amino acids)
Source: RefSeq, a predicted model, not a curated record
GUACAGAGGCGCCGCGUUUGUGCUUCGCACACUGUAGUCUUCUCAUCCGAGGCAUGCGGAUCCAUCCCUCUACGUUAUUAUUUUCUUUGUACUUCCAGUUUACGUUCUUUUAUCAUUUCACUAUGACAUCUUCACACAACCUGCAGGACACGAGCUUCGUAUCUUUACUCGUCAUCGUCACCGCUUUGACACUUUGCCUUUGUCCCUUAUCGUUCCUUUCUCCGUUCUACCUGGAACAUGUGAGCCACCCAAGCUACCCGCUACGAUACUUAAGGAGCACUGUAACAGUUCGCACGUCAUUAAAUCAAAAGUAUUCUCCUAGCGUUUCAGAGUCCAUCAUCUCAGCCCGAAUUCAAGUCUGGUUCUCAACAUCUAUCCGUCUUAUUUUCGUCUCGAUCUCCCCCUUCGAACUUGCAUCUCACACUAAGUUCUUCUUGUGAAGCCACAACUAGACUAGCAUGCUGUAGAUAAUGUC